Molecule: messenger RNA, 2106 nt
Organism: Colletotrichum navitas
Lineage: Eukaryota; Fungi; Ascomycota; Sordariomycetes; Glomerellales; Glomerellaceae
Exons: 11
Coding region: 1-2106 (701 amino acids)
Source: RefSeq, a predicted model, not a curated record
AUGUGCGAGACCAAGGUCAGCUGGGCCAAGCUCCGUAGGUCAAGGAUUGAAAAACUCGAUGACAGCGGCACGGCCCGACCCGCAGGGCAGGCAGGAAACAAGUACCUAGAUUGCAACACAGAACAGUGGGGAUAUCCUUACAGGUGUGGCCAGACUUUUGAGCUGGUACGGUACCCCAGUCCCGUCAUCAUGACGUCUUGCCUGUUUGUUCUUCCUUACUUUGGCGGAAUGAUUGCAUCGCGUCGCGAAACGCUGGGCCCAGACUUUUCACCGGGCAUUGUGGAUAGAGUCCUUUCCCCCGGCGCAGAAUCGGAUAAUAGAAGACGAGGCCAUCCUGAGCAGCUCAUCACCGUUGCUGCGGAUUCACGCCAACGAGUCCUCGAGGCUUGGAAUGGCCUUGUCGAAGCUUACGCUGACAAGAUCGACCAACUUGACGCUGCCGUCCGCCUUGACGUCCUGCCUUUUCCCUCGUGGCUGCGCGGUCGGAUCGCUCAGGAUCAGUUGCGUGGGAUUCUGCAGGCUGUCUUCAGUCACCAUUGGGACACAAAGGUCGCCAACAAACGGAACGAAACCGCCUACCGUAUCAAGGCCGCCACACACCUCGGCCUUGACUCCCACUGGGACCUCUAUCUCUUCUUUGGCCACGCCACUGUUGCCUCUCGCACAUGCUGGCUUAACCUCCCCCAUAAUAUCGACGCCCUUGCCCUCUUCUCCCGGCUCCUGCGCGUCCGGGGAACUAGCCCGAAUUAUCUCCGCCAACUCUUUCGCCCGCGCGAGUUCACGAUUGCAAAGAAGGCUGUCAAUCCAGCUCCUGUCACAUUAACCAAGUCACGGGGAAAGGAGAUUAUCAACAAAGCCUCCUCAUCCUCUGCCGCCGCCGCGACGCAAGGUCAAGCGCAGCCCAAGGUUAAUCGAAAAGCCGUCGACACCAUCAACAGGGGCUCUCCGGACCACGACCGCACGCCUGUCCGAGAUGACCUGCGGGAGCAAAGAGACCAUCGAUUCAGGCCAUUCACGACUGGCCAACCAACCACUGACAUUACGUCAGAUAUCGAUCAACACCAAGUUGGACGAACAGACUCUGUUUCUAACGACGAAGAGGAAUGCCACACGCCUCAGGAGUUUUCUUGCUCCCGCACGAACCGCUUCCGCGACCGCGAGAUCGCUUCCCACGCUUCAGACGACGACGACGACGCUUUCCAAGACAGCGGAUUUUUCUCAGGCAUGGGUGAAGAGACGCUACGGCCUGGUACUGACACGGGGUCGGAUGCCGAGAGGAGCUCUGCAAGCCCGAGAAAAGAGGCAAAGGAAGACACAGAAGUGCAACAGGUUCUUGACGAAGUGCAGCAGACGCUAGCCCGGCUGCAGGCCAUUGAGGAGCAGACCGAGGGAUGCAUUGACGAGGAAGAUGAGUGGUGCUCUAUCUCCAAGGCAAAUGCAGAGGCUAUCGGAUCGCAGCAACAGAUCGACAAGGACAUGGCCCUGUUGGUACGGAGGAAACGUGUUGCCGACCGAGCGUUGGAGGCAGGCAGAGCCAAGCGACCACGGGUGCGUGAGGCGAGUAGAUGGGCAUCACAGGAUAAUGAGAUACGACCUGUAUUCCUCAAGGAAACGUACGUCCAGACUUUGUCCCGCACCCUGGCCUCCAGCUUAGCAGGGAGACGAUUGCGGGUGCAGGCAAACCGUCAAGUCCAUUCGCACAGAGUUAAUGCACCGUUGAGCUCUUCCGACAGCGGUGGCGACGGGGGGCCCUCCCACCAGGGCCAGCAGGACGACUGGUCCAGCUCAGCAAAAACAGCAGCCAGCUGCGCCCUCUUAGUGUCUGCUCACAGAAACCCAGAAAGAGUGGGAGUCAACUCCUCCGCCGACGUACGUAUUGGUUCGGUUGCCAGCCAUGUCCUCAAGAGUCCGUACAAGGGCUUCGGUACCGUUAAGCGUCAACUCCAAGCGAGCCCUUCGUGCAUCGAUAGUAGACAGAACCUGCUGCACCUGUUCGGAAGUGUUCUAACCAUGACCAUACCGAUCAUAAUGGUCAUCGUUGGCGGCCUGCAGCAAGUCCACUUCAUCAGCAAGGACAUUAGGGGCACAUCACUGCCCGCUUCUUGA